Messenger RNA from Gossypium raimondii (Peruvian cotton), 2463 nucleotides. RefSeq names its product probable cyclic nucleotide-gated ion channel 14. The transcript is spliced from 8 exons. Gene Ontology annotation, biological process: transmembrane transport; potassium ion transport. Bases 203 to 2332 code for a protein of 709 amino acids. NCBI's taxonomy places the organism in Eukaryota, Viridiplantae, Streptophyta, Magnoliopsida, Malvales, Malvaceae. Gene Ontology annotation, cellular component: membrane. The record is from RefSeq and is a predicted model, not a curated record. Gene Ontology annotation, molecular function: voltage-gated potassium channel activity.
GUGGGUCCCAUUUGUCAUCAUCUGUAGUUGCUACUGUUUGAAUGAAUCUCUCCUGCUGUGAUGCACCUUCGUCAAACUCUAGUGGCUUUACUUACUUUAUCUUAAAAGGAUUGAGGGAGCUGCCUCAAACGCUGCUUCUGGCAGUAAAGCUGCACCCAUUUCUCUGCUCACUUUACUUUUAUGACCAAUUUCACAAAAAAGGAUGGAGUUCAAAACAGAGAAGCUAGUGAGGUUCAACAACAAUGGCACAGCACGUACAGAGAAGCCGCCACUGCCCGUAUUCAAAGCAACCGUCCCUUUAUUGAAAACCGAAGGAGUUUCCAAAUAUGGAAAGUCAAAGGUUCUUUUUCCAGAGGAUCACAAGCCAUGGAGGGUAAGGAUUCUAGAUCCUGGUACUGAAAUUUACUUGCAGUGGAACAGGAUUUUUCUCUUUUGGUGCUUAGUGGCUCUCUUCGUUGACCCAUUGUUUUUCUACCUGCCUUCAUUGAUAAAAAAAGACACCACCUCUUGUUUGGAUACUGAUUUGAAUCUCGGAAUCGUUGUAACUUGUUUCCGUACACUUGCCGAUGCAUUUUACGUGUUGCAUAUAUUCAUCAAGUUCCGAACGGCUUAUGUGUCGCCUACCUCAAGGGUAUUUGGUAGGGGUGAACUUGUUACUCACCCAGAUUUGAUUGCUAAAAGGUAUUUGAGAUCGGAUUUCUUCAUAGAUCUUGUGGCUGCUCUACCUCUUCCUCAGAUUGUGAUAUGGUUCAUUAUACCAGCAAUUAGAAGCUCCCAUGCUGAUUAUACUAAUAAUGCACUUGUGCUGAUUGUGCUGCUCCAAUAUGUUCCCAGAUUGUAUUUAAUUUUCCCUUUAAGCUCUCAGAUUAUCAAAGCCACUGGUGUUGUCACAAAGACUGCCUGGGCUGGUGCUGCAUACAAUCUCUUACUUUACAUGUUAGCUAGCCAUGUAUUAGGGGCGUCGUGGUAUUUACUGUCAUUCGAGCGACAUGCAUCCUGUUUGAAAACUGAAUGCAGAAAUGAGACUAGCCCUCUGCGAUGUGAUCCUCGUUACCUCGAUUGCGGCACAUUGAAUGAUGCCGGUCGCCAUAAAUGGGAAAACAGUACUGUCGUGUUUGGUAAAUGUGAUCCCAAUAAUGAUAUUAGUUUUGACUAUGGGAUUUUCGAGAAUGCGUUGACGAAGAAAGUAUUCUCCUCGGGCUUCCACCGGAAGUAUUUCUAUUGUCUGUGGUGGGGUUUGCAGAAUUUGAGCUCUUAUGGACAGAAUUUAGAUACAAGCACAUUUAUGGGGGAAACCCUGUUUGCCAUACUGAUUGCUAUCUUGGGUUUGGUUUUGUUUGCCCAUUUAAUUGGAAACAUGCAGACCUACUUACAAUCCAUCACCGUGAGACUGGAAGAGUGGAGGCUUAAACGGCGGGACACAGAGGAGUGGAUGAGACAUCGCCAACUCCCGCAAGAUCUGCGAGAGCGCGUUCAGCGUUUUGUUCAGUACAAGUGGCUUGCAACUCGAGGUGUGGAUGAAGAAUCAAUCUUACGUGCUUUACCUCCAGAUCUCCGCCGAGACAUCCAACGCCAUCUAUGCUUGGACCUUGUUCGGCGUGUCCCCUUUUUCUCAGAGAUGGAUGAUCAGCUACUAGAUGCCAUAUGUGAGCGCUUAGUAUCCUCCUUAAGUACUCAAGGAACCUACAUUGUUCGGGAAGGUGACCCCGUCACCGAGAUGCUUUUUAUUAUCAGAGGGAGGCUAGAGAGUUCUACCACAAAUGGAGGACGGACAGGUUUCUUCAAUUCAAUUAAUCUGAGACCAGGUGACUUCUGCGGCGAGGAGCUACUUUCAUGGGCAUUGCUUCCAAAAUCCUCUCUGAACUUACCUUCAUCCACUAGAACGGUAAGAGCCCUGGUUGAAGUAGAGGCAUUUGCAUUAAGAGCAGAAGAUCUCAAAUUCGUGGCCAAUCAGUUUCGACGUCUUCAUAGCAAGAAGCUUCAGCAUACCUUCCGCUAUCAUUCUUACCAUUGGAGGACAUGGGGUGCCUGCUUCAUUCAAGCAGCUUGGCGUCGACACAAGAAGAGGACGGUGAUGAGGAGUCUCAGCACAACGGAGUCUUUCUCAUGUCCUCCUGAUGAACAAGCUGCCAAUGAAACAGAACAAAAGAAAGAACACAAUCUUGCAUCUUCGAAUUCUUCCCAAGUAAAACAGAACUUAGGUGUCACAAUACUAGCUUCAAGGUUUGCAGCAAAUACCCGGCGUGGAGCUCAGAAGGUGAAGGAUGUUGAAAUGCCUAAGUUGCAAAAGCCUGACGAGCCAGACUUCUCAGCCGAGCCAGAUGAUGAGUAGUUCUCCUGUAUCAGCAGCAAUGGUGGUUGAAGGGAAAUUCCAUUUGACUAUGCCUGUUCUAAGUACUACAAUUCAAAGCUAUGCAUAUACACAUAUAACUAAUUUCAAUGUCAUGAUAGCAAUUUCAAACA